GCGGCGGCCAUGGCGGCGCAGCAGCAGCUCGGCCGGGAGCACCAGGGCAUCACCCUGCGCGGCAGCGCCGAGCUCGUCGCCGAGUUCUUCUCCUAUGGAAUCAACAGCAUCUUGUACCAGCGGGGCAUCUAUCCCCCGGAGACCUUCACCCGUGUGCAGAAAUACGGGCUCACCCUGCUGGUCACCACGGACCCCGAGCUGACCAACUACCUCAACAACGUGACGGAGCAGAUGAAAGAGUGGCUGUACAAGUGCAUCGUGCAGCGCCUGGUGGUGGUCAUCUCCAGCAUCGAGAGCGGCGAGGUCCUGGAGCGGUGGCAGUUCGACAUCGAGUGCGACAAAACUGCAAAGGAUGACGAGGGACCACGAGAGAAAUCGCAGAAGGCAAUUCAGGAUGAAAUUCGCUCUGUCAUCAGACAAAUAACUGCCACAGUAACCUUCCUGCCACUCCUGGAAUCUGCCUGUGCCUUUGACUUGCUGAUAUACACAGAUAAAGAUCUGGCAGUGCCAGAGAAGUGGGAAGAGUCAGGACCACAGUUCAUAGCCAAUUCAGAAGAGGUGCGGCUGCGUUCCUUCACCACCACAAUCCACAAAGUCAACACCACAGUGGCUUACAAGAAGGAUUCUGCUUCCUAAGAUACAGGGAGAAGUUUUGUGUGUGUAAAUAUCACCUUGUAUAGUUUCUGUUCAUCAUGCAGCUAAGCCAUGAACACAUUACUCUCCUCUUCAUGAAGUAUGACACGAUGUGCCUGUCUGUGAUAAUGUGACACUAGACUAAGCUUGGCAUCAUAAGAGACUUUAAAAAGGUAUUCAUGGUCAUAGUUCAAUUCUUACUUUACUGUAUGAGCUAAACUAAUGGUGUGUUAAACCACUGCCUCUGCUAGAAAUACUGCCCAAGUCUAGGAUUAGCUGCUACAAUUGUGUUAAAAUUAUUUGGAAACUGCCUUCUGUUAUCAGUCUUAGGUUCUCUGUAGCAACUACAAUAAUCUCAUUCCUAGUGUGCCAGUUCUCAUGUUAAAAGCCUGGGCUGUUUUAUUACCAGAAAUAACCCUAAAAUCAAUCAACCAAGCAAUUAUUGUACCUCAGCUUAUCAGGAAAUCUGUAAAUACAGGAGGCCUGGUAUUUUAAUGACCGCUGGGCUCUCGUUCUAGGGACAGAGUUGGUCUGUGUGUGUCUGUAGUGUCUGUCCAGCAUUUCUAUGUUUGUAUUCUUGUUUUACAGAAUAAAGCUUUGAGUUUUACAGUGUUCUCUAAUCCUGAGUCUGCAGUCCUUCCUCUUUCAGAUGGUUUUAUGAAUGCUACAUCCUAGUUUACAGCUGUCACACAAGUACCACCCUAAAGGCAUCCUCCAUGUCGUUACUCAGCUUCUUCCUUCCUGAGUCUCCAAGUGGUGUGGAGUCCAUAUGAAAUCCAUUCAUGGAUUAACAGUUUGCCCCCACCCAGGUCUUCAAAUAAUUUAAACAGUCACAGUGAACUAAAGACUAAGGACAGUGCCUUUCAUAUUUAUUAAACAGCACUGAACUCUUCAUCUGUUCUUACCCAUUUCUGUAGUAGAAGAAAUUAGGGAUUUAAAACUCUGGAACUUUCAGACUCUUUCAUGGUCUUGUUCACUUCCCUGACUAAAUUCAUUCCAGGCACAGUGUUUAGCUGUUUUUUCCACUCUUCCAGUGAUGGAGUACUUUCUGCUAUAGCAAUAUAAUUUCAGAAGUCUUUUUAAAAAACAUCCAUUACAUAUACCCCACCCCACACAACUGUAUUACAACCUUUUUUGGGCUUUCCUGUUUCCAGGAAAUAAUCCUCUCCAGCAGUCCCAAUCUAGCAGAAGUAAAAAAAAAGACAAUCCUCUUAAAAGCAGGAGGAAAAACCCCGUAUUUUUUUAAAAAAUAAAUACAAUCUAGGUACUUUAAAAGUUCUAUUAUUCACUGCUGGAGCUUGUGCUGCAGUAACAGAAUACCGUGGUGUUUUCUUUGGCCUGUCAGCACAAUUGUGACUGCACUAGAAACAGGUGCACUUCCAAGAGUGCAGUCUGCAGUAGUGAGCAUAAAAAACACUUAUUUUACAGAGAUGCCGAAGUCAAAUUGCUCCAAGAAGCUCAUUCUUGUACCAAACAGCAUUCAUCUUCUUCUUUAAGAAGGGCCAGCCCGAAGUCCAUCUCCAUCAUCAUCUCUGUAUUUCUUCUUUUAUAGAGGCACCAGCAGUCAAGAGAAGUUGCAUAUAGAUCGUUGCAUGUAGACAAUGUCCAUGGAAGGUACAUGUGAAAAGGAACAAGUUACAAUCCUGAAUUUUUCAUA
Molecule: messenger RNA, 2290 nt
Organism: Catharus ustulatus (Swainson's thrush)
Lineage: Eukaryota; Metazoa; Chordata; Aves; Passeriformes; Turdidae
Gene: MAD2L1
Product: mitotic arrest deficient 2 like 1
Exons: 5
Coding region: 10-636 (208 amino acids)
Biological process (GO): mitotic spindle assembly checkpoint signaling
Cellular component (GO): cytoplasm; kinetochore; nucleoplasm
Source: RefSeq, a predicted model, not a curated record